UAGUCUGCUACUUUCCAUGCUCCCCGGAAAGCCACUCGACGUUCGACUGCUUCGGUCUGAGUUUUAACAGCAGAUGCGUGGACGUUACACUCGUGUUUCUUCUUAAAUGUAUUCAAUGCACCGUUAAAUCCUCCUGUAAUUUCCUCCAUACCUCUGCAACCCGCAGCAGCAAUGGCGAGCGAUUCAGUGAAACUCUCCAAAAACCUCCUGCGCAUGAAGUUCAUGCAGAGAGGCCUGGAUGCAGAGACAAGGAAGCAGCUGGAGGAAGAGGAGAAGAGAAUCAUAAGUGAUGAACACUGGUACCUUGACCUGCCGGAGCUCAAAGCUAAAGAGAACCUCAUCAUUGAGGAGAGAAGUUUUGUGCCGUGUGAAGACCUGAAGUACGGGCGAAUGUCAUUCAAGGGUUUUAACCCAGAAGUUGAGAAACUCAUGGUCUUGAUGAAUGGCAAGGAUGAAGCGGAGGAGGCUGAGGAAGAGGACCUAAGCACAAUGCAGACAGACGUCACUGAUGAAGAGAUGGCAAGAAGAUAUGAGAGUUUAGUAGGGAGCAUGAAGAGAAAGUUUGCGAAGAAGCGAGAGAGGUCAGCCAUGGACGAGGAGGAGGAGGAGGAUGUCAACUGCAAUUUUGCAGAAACAAACUCAAAGAGGGCCUUUUUAAAACCGCAAGACUAAGCUCAAGAAUGUUAGGCUUUAGAAUUGUGUAUUUUUGAGUUUCGAAAUAUUUUUUUACAUGUUUGCCUAAACUUCUGCAUAUAGCGUUAGGGUGUGAUCGACCAGUAUGUACAGUAUUUUAAGGAUAAAUGGAUGUCAUACAUCCUCUUUUAAAAGAUGUAUCUUUGAGAUGCCAUGAGGAAUAACCUUUUUUUUUUUUUUUUUACCACCCAUGCAACAUGGAUAUGAUUUCCAUUAAAUGCAUAGCCUUUGUA
Molecule: messenger RNA, 926 nt
Organism: Myripristis murdjan (pinecone soldierfish)
Lineage: Eukaryota; Metazoa; Chordata; Actinopteri; Holocentriformes; Holocentridae
Gene: mphosph6
Product: M-phase phosphoprotein 6
Exons: 5
Coding region: 172-672 (166 amino acids)
Biological process (GO): maturation of 5.8S rRNA
Source: RefSeq, a predicted model, not a curated record